AUGUUUAGAAACAACUAUGACAACGAUGCAACCACGUUUUCUCCCACAGGACGUAUCUUUCAAAUAGAAUAUGCCAUUGAGGCAAUCAAACAAGGAUCUGCUGCAGUGGGGCUCGUGAGUAAAACACAUGUUGUGCUAGCGGCUCUUAAAAGAAACGCUGAGGAAUUGGGUUCUUACCAAAAGAAGGUUAUUAAAGUUGACAAUCAUAUGGGAGUUGCACUUGCUGGAUUGGCACCUGAUGCUAGGGUCUUGUCAAACUAUUUACGUCAACAGGCGAUGACGUCGAAGAUGGUGUUCAACAGACCAUUGAGUCUCUCCAAGGCCGUCUACUCCUUGGCGGACAAAGCCCAAGAAAACACACAGUCCGCUGGAGGCAGGCCUUACGGUGUUGGUCUAUUGGUGGCGGGGUACGAUUCCUCCGGCGCCCACUUACACGAAUUCUUACCCUCUGGUUCUGUUCUCGAGUAUUUGGGCUCUGCAAUUGGUGCAAGAUCGCAGGCUGCAAAGACUUACCUAGAGAGAAAUAUCAAUGAGUUUCAGGAUGCAACAAAGGAAGAGCUUAUACAACAUGCCCUAACUGCUCUUAGAGACACUCUACCUCAAGAUAAAGAAUUGAAUUCGGCAAAUACUACGGUUGCAAUUGUCGGUGUGGAUCAAGACUUCACAAUCUAUGAUGACGAUCACGUUGAACAGUGGCUAGCGCUCUUGGAUACUCUAAAGAAUGCAAGAAGUACCGGUUUGAACAACGACGACGAUGAUGAAGACGACGAUGACGAGAAUGAGAAUAAGAAUGAGAACGAAUCCGCACAGCCAUCCACAGGCGAGGACGCGUCAUCGGGAACGCAUCCAUCUACAGGAAACGAUGCUGACGCAAUGGAUGUCGAUGCUUGA
This is a messenger RNA of Pichia kudriavzevii, 891 nucleotides long. RefSeq lists its product as uncharacterized. The transcript has 2 exons. Bases 1 to 891 code for a protein of 296 amino acids. The record is from RefSeq and is a predicted model, not a curated record. Gene Ontology annotation, biological process: ubiquitin-dependent protein catabolic process. NCBI's taxonomy places the organism in Eukaryota, Fungi, Ascomycota, Pichiomycetes, Pichiales, Pichiaceae. Gene Ontology annotation, cellular component: nucleus; proteasome core complex; proteasome core complex, alpha-subunit complex.